This is a messenger RNA of Rhineura floridana, 936 nucleotides long. RefSeq names its product olfactory receptor 14A16-like. The transcript has a single exon. The record is from RefSeq and is a predicted model, not a curated record. Gene Ontology annotation, cellular component: membrane. Gene Ontology annotation, molecular function: G protein-coupled receptor activity; olfactory receptor activity. Lineage: Eukaryota; Metazoa; Chordata; Lepidosauria; Squamata; Rhineuridae. The coding region runs from base 1 to 936 and encodes 311 amino acids. Gene Ontology annotation, biological process: G protein-coupled receptor signaling pathway.
AUGGCCAACCAAUCUACGGUAACAGCGUUCCUCCUGAUGGGAUUUUCCAAUGACAGGGAUGAGCAGAUUUUGUAUUUUGUGAUGUUUCUCUGUAUUUAUUUAAUAGCCUUAGUGGGAAAUUUUCUCAUCAUCAUUGCUGUAGCCCUGAACCCUGAGUUUCACACCCCAAUGUACUUCUUUUUGGUCAACCUGUCACUGACAGACAUUGGCUACAUCACAGUCACCAUCCCCAAAUCCAUGGCCUCUUCUUUGACAGACAACAGACUGAUUUCUUUUGCCGGCUGUGUUGCCCAGGUGUUCUUCUUUCAAGCCUUUGCGGGUUCUGAGCUUGCCUUGCUCACCAUCAUGGCUUAUGACCGUUAUGUUGCAAUCUGUCAUCCUCUACAAUAUCAACUAAUCAUGAACUGGAAUGCCUGCACCCAAAUGGCAGCUGCUUCCUGGAUAAGCACUCUGAUCCAUGCAUCAUUACAAACCAGUGUCACUUUCACGCUGGAUUUCUGUAGGUCCAAUAUUAUUGGGUUGUAUUUCUGUGAUAUCCCUCAGUUGAUUAAGAUUUCUUGUACUAAUACAAAAGUUAACCAAAUUCUGAUUUUUGUCAUUGCGAUCCCGGUGGAUUUAUUUUGUGUUGGGAUCAUCUUUGCUUCCUAUGGCUAUAUCUUCUCUGCUGUGAUGAGGAUCCCAUCUGUUCAAGGAAGAUAUAAAGCUUUCUCUACCUGCACUCCCCACCUGACUGUCUUUUCUUUAUUUGUCACCACAGCUUGGUUUUCAUAUUUGAGACCUAAAACACUUUCCUCCCCCAUUGUAGACUUGGUUUCUGCUGUACUGUAUACAGUUUUGCAACCAGUCCUGAAUCCCAUCAUUUACAGUUUAAGGAACAAGGACAUCCAAGAGGCAGUGUGGAAAAUACCAAAAAAAAUUAUACAUCUCCUCAGAUAA